This is a messenger RNA of Staurois parvus, 1353 nucleotides long. Lineage: Eukaryota; Metazoa; Chordata; Amphibia; Anura; Ranidae. The record is from the annotation of a GenBank genome assembly.
UGGAACCUAUACAACUCUGAAAAUAAAAAUCUUUAUCAACAGCUUGGUGAAAAGUACGGACCUGUAUAUACAUUCUACCUUGGCAAAAGUCGAGCGGUCAUGCUGAUUGGCUAUGAUGCUGUUAAAGAGGCUUUGGUUGAUAACAGUGACGUGUUCAGUAAAAGAGGAGAUAUGGCUCUACUAGAAUUAUUAUUUAAGGAUUUCGGGGUUAUGAUGAGCAAUGGAGAGAGAUGGAAGACGAUGCGUCGCUUUUCCCUAUCAACACUGAGGAAUUUUUGGGAUGGGGAAGAGGAGUGUGGAGGAAAGAUCCAGGAGGAAGCUUGGUGUCUCAGGGACAGAUUUAUGAAGAGCAAAGAUAAACCAAUUAACCCGAUUCAUCUGACAAGACAGUCUGUCUCUAAUGUCAUCUGCUCCAUUGUAUUUGGUGAGAGAUUCGACUAUCAAGAUGAGAAGUUCAUCAUACUUAUGACACUGUUUGAAGAAAUGUUGACCCUGCUGAACUCUGGAUUAGGCAAGUUUCUUACCCUGUUCCCAAAAUUAAUGAGCCAAAUCCCUGGUCCUCACCGAAAAUUUUUCCAGAAUUUUGAAAAGCUUAAAGAGAUUCUACAAGAUAUGGUGGAAGCUCACAAGGAGACAUUGGAUGAGAACUGCCCACAUGACUUUAUAGAUUGCUUCCUCAUGAAAAUGGAAGAGGAAAAGAACAACCCAGAAACAGAAUUUCAUAUUACUAACUUACUAGCAACAAUAAAUGACUUGUUCUUUGCCGGGACUGAGACGACAAGUGUAACCCUGAGAUAUGGCUUCCUGAUACUACUCAAAUACCCUGAGAUACAAGAGAGGAUCCAUAAAGAAAUCGACAAUGUAAUAGGCAGUAAUCGCUGUCCAUCAAUGGAGGACAAGAGUAAGAUGCCAUAUACAGAUGCUGUCAUUCAUGAGAUCCAGAGAUUUGCCGAUAUUGUACCAACAGGACUACUCCAUGCAGCCAGCAAAGACACCACGUUUAGAGGAUAUCACAUUCCAAAGGGAACUUUGGUGUUUCCAGUCUUAACUUCAGUUUUAAAGGACCCCACACAGUUCACAAAAACCCUCAUGAAUUUGACCCUGGACAUUUCCUUAAUGAGAAUGGAACUUUUAAAGAAGAGUGACGCCUUUAUGCCAUUUUCUGCAGGAAAACGUGUGUGUUUGGGGGAGGGUCUGGCUCGCAUGGAACUCUUCCUGUUUUUUACAACCAUUCUUCAAAAGUUCACUCUGAAACCCACCGUAGACAGAAGGGACAUAGACAUUACACCACAGCCCAACAGCAAUGCUUCCAGACCUCGUGACUAUGAGAUGUUGGCUGUGCCUCGUUUAUAG